Nanorana parkeri is the source of this 1790-nucleotide messenger RNA. RefSeq names its product spermatogenesis associated 18 (gene SPATA18). The coding region runs from base 137 to 1612 and encodes 491 amino acids. Gene Ontology annotation, biological process: mitophagy by internal vacuole formation; mitochondrial protein catabolic process. Lineage: Eukaryota; Metazoa; Chordata; Amphibia; Anura; Dicroglossidae. The transcript has 13 exons. Gene Ontology annotation, cellular component: mitochondrial outer membrane. The record is from RefSeq and is a predicted model, not a curated record.
CGUCCCUGACACCCGAUCAAAGCAACAGUGCCAAAACUGAUUGAAGACCUCGCCCCGUGUAUAUAAGAGGUCAGAGCCCGUACUGGGCUAGUAGCAUCCAGACAGCAUCCUCUGUGCACAGCACCCAGGAGAAGUCAUGGCAGAUACCCUGAGGAGGCUGACCAACAGCGAGACAUGCAAACUGCUGCAAGACAAGCUAGAGGACUGGUACAAGGACUAUCAUAUUAAUUCAUGCGACCACAAUCUGAACAUGUGCUGUGAGCUUAUUGAGUUGAAUUCCAAAAUUCAGGGUCAGCUCUUUACAAUUCUUAACGUAGCAGCCCGGGAAGGAGGUCAGUAUGCAGGUGUGGAAACACUGAAGAGUCGCUUCUUGCCAUGGCUGGGUACUUGCUUCUCAGGCCCCUCUCCAGGGUUGUGUGCUGACAGCAGCUUCUCUCUUCUUCAGGAAUCACUAGAAAGAGACAAACGACUAAGGGAACUGUCAUCCUCCCAGGAAAAGGAUCUGCAAAGAUUGGAGACUCAGCUGGCCUCUACACGAGCGGAACUGAAUUCCGUCAGACAAGACUUGCUUGAAGCCCAAGUGGAACUUGAGGAGACAAAAACAAAAUCAGCAACCACUCUCCUAGCCACGGAGGAGGAAAUACUGCAGAUGAAAGCAGACCUGAGGACAGCUCAAGAGAAACUAGAUCUGAGAAAACUAGAUUCAAUAGAGGACUAUGAGCACCAAAUCCGUCUUCUAAAGGAUGAGAUCUCCAUUUUAUCAGCAGAAAAAAGUAUGCUCCAUGGAAGGCUUUCCAGAAGUCGCUCUCCGAGCCCGAUCCGUCACUCUAGCAGAUCAGCCAGCCCAUUUACCAGGAGUGAGUCACCUACAGCGGCCCAGCUUACCAACUCUUCUCGCCACAGUCGGCUAAUAUCCAGAUUCAAUGACAUCUAUGCCAAUGAUCGUCUAGAUGCACAGACUUUGUUGAGACGUUACAUAGAAGAUCUUGAGAUGGUGCAGAGAAUCAUUUUUAUUGCCACUAUGGAAUCCUUCCAUGCAGCUAAGAUGGCAUAUAGACAAUUUAAGCUCCGUGUAAGAAAGUCCCUGUCUCCAUCUCACAUGGGACCCGAAUCCUUGGAAGAUGCUGUGACUGACUAUAUUGUCCGCAACCUGGAUCUCUAUGAUGUCCAGUCCAGUGUUAAUGAUGUGAUCAGUGCAAUGAACGUCAAUCCCAAAAUCUCCUUCCCACCAGAAGUAGACUUUAUUCUAAUCAGCAGCUUCAUCCGGGAAGUGUGUCGUGUGGCAUUUGCCAUGCAGACUCUUGAAGCCCCACUGGAUAUUGCUUUUGCAAUUGAUGGAGAACUCUUUAGUGAAACCAAAUAUCGUCGUACCUAUGAUUCUGAGUUUACUGCGCCUCUAGUCUUCUACCAUGUAUGGCCAGCCUUGAUGGAAAAUGAUAUUCCUGUGAUCAAGGGAGAGGCAGUGACCAAGAGAGGAGCCUUGUGGAGCCCCCGUAAGAGCAGAAGCAGAAGCUGCAGUCCCCUGCGCUCUCGAUCUGUCAGUCCUGGUCGGAGCUUGCUAUCUAGAAGCCGGAGCCCCUCCCCUCGAAGAAGUGGGACCCCAAGAUUCUAACUGAAAGGCUUGGUGCAAGAACCCUUUUUUUUAAUCAGGAAUCAGACAACAUCAGUGGUGCUUCAUGUUUUAUCCAGAGACCUCAGACCUUCAUUGUCAUAAUGUGAAUUUGAUAAUUAUUGACAUUUGUAUGUAGUGUGUUUUUACAAUUUGUGUAUUUUUUCGCCCCAGUAUAAAC